Molecule: messenger RNA, 1031 nt
Organism: Salvia hispanica
Lineage: Eukaryota; Viridiplantae; Streptophyta; Magnoliopsida; Lamiales; Lamiaceae
Molecular function (GO): phosphatase activity
Source: RefSeq, a predicted model, not a curated record
CCAGCUUCAUUUUUGAAAAACCACGACUUCUUCUACUCUGUUUCUUCCUCCAAAUCCCCUCUCUCUCUCUCUGUCUCUCUAGAAAUGGUGUCCAAGGUAGUGAAGAGAACCCCAACAAAAUCCCUCAAAAACCGGAAAAACUUCCCCUUCACCCAUCAUCGCCGCUCCCGCAACAAAUCCCCCAUCAAAACCACCGCCGCCGCCACCGUCGCCUCCAUCAACAAAUCCAUCUACACCUGCCACCGCCGCCUCCUCAAAAUCUUCACCAAGCUCACCCGCAUCUCCACACCCGAAAAACCCCCCCGCAAAAAAGGAUACAAAAUCCUCCAAAAGACCCCCUCAAAAAAUCCCCCCAAGCGCUCUCUCUUCGCAAACAAACUCCCCCUCCCUCCGCCAACGGAUCCUCAAAAACGCACCAUCUUCCUCGACCUCGACGAAACCCUAAUCCACUCCACCGCCACCGUGCCGCCAGAGAGGUACGAUUUCGUCGUCCGCCCCGUAAUCGACGGCCAGAAAACCGAAUUCUACGUCCUCAAAAGGCCUUUCGUGGAUGAAUUUCUGGCGUAUUUGAGCGAUCGAUUCGAGAUUGUGAUAUUCACGGCGGGAAUUGAGGAGUAUGCGUCUCUGGUUGUCGAUAAGCUCGAUUGGAGGAAUGCGAUUUCGCACCGAUUGUAUCGCGAUUCGUGCAGAGCUGUGGAUGGGAUGUUCGUGAAGGAUUUGGGGGAAACGGGGAGGGAUCUGAGCAGGGUGGUGAUUGUGGAUGAUAAUCCCAAUUCGUAUCAGUUUCAGCCGGAAAAUGCGAUCCCGAUUAGGCAGUUUGUGGAUGAUGUCGGCGAUGAGGAGCUGAAGAAGAUGAUGGAGUUGUUUGAAGGGUGUGAUUUGGGGGAGGAUUUGAGGGAUUUUGUUAGGGUUUUUGUUGGGGAUGAUGAGAACAAGCUUUGCUAGGGUUUGGAUUCAUUUCUUUGUGUAGUUGAACAAAUCUUGUUCAAUUUCAUGUUUUAAUUUGGAUUUUACAUAUAUUAUUUAUUGAA